GUAUAUCAAAUGGUCUACUGGUGAGUAUUGGUGGUACCCAGGUCGAUACCGAUGUACUGAUUGUGUACAUGGCUAACGGCCAAGUGUUUGUUAAUCUCACUCCAGAUUCCAAUGGCCUCUCUCCAGGGUACACUCUCGAAACAAGCUCUGCCUACAACGACAUAAUUCUUCACAAGUUUGAAGUUAUUUUCAGUAAUGGACAACUUUCAAUGAGCGUUGAUGACAGUGACAGGCAAUUAACUUCUGUGCCAUCAUUCUCAUUCAGUCAGUCAGACUCCAUUCGUUUUGGUACUAAUAAUAUUACAUCUAUCAUACCUGACCUACCCAUUGCAUCCACUACCUCAUUCACUGGUUGCAUUCAUGAUAUCAGACACACCAACAACGGACAGUUAUCUCUUAUCGACACUUCCACGUCAACUUCUACUACUAAUGUGACUCUAGAUGCUUGCGAACCAGCUAAUACUUGUCCGCAAGACUGUGAGAGUCCUUCCCAAUAUUGUUAUUUUGUAUGUGAAUGUGCUGCCGGUUUUAAUGAAACUGAAACCGGCCAAUGCUCUGAGAUAAACGAGUGUGAUUCAAAUCCUUGUCUUAACGGAGCCACCUGCAAUGAUCUGAUUAAUAAUUACACAUGUACGUGUACUGAGGAAUUUAAUAAAGGAAGACAUUGUGAGCUGGCUAGUAGCUGCUUUCCAAACCCUUGCACUAAUGGAGGGAGCUGCAUAGACUUUCCAAUUGGGUACUAUUGCAACUGCACUGGUGGUUGGGGCGGAACCAAUUGUACUCUUAACAUUAACGAUUGUGAAGAAGACACUUGCGUUAAUGGGAUCUGUGUUGAUCUAGUAGGAGGGUACCAGUGUUUAUGUAAAUCAGGUUAUACCGGUAUUCGCUGUGAUAUUGAGAUUAAUGAGUGUGCCCCAAACCCGUGUAUGAACGAUGGAACCUGUACUGAUCUGAUCAAUGGAUUCCAGUGUACCUGUGCCAAUGGGUAUACUGGCGGGUUUUGUGGUACAGAGGUGGACGAAUGUGACCCUGACCCGUGUCAAAAUGGAGCCACCUGUAUUGAUGGUAUUGGUAACUAUACGUGUUCCUGUCCCCCCGGGUUCAUGGGGAUGACUUGCGAUGGAGAUAUCAAUGAAUGCCAUAGCAAUCCUUGUUACCAUGGUGGCACUUGUGUGAACAGGUUAAACGGGUUUGAUUGUAACUGUCCGGACGGUUUCACCGGCUCGCUCUGCGAAGGAGAUGUACAGGAAUGUCUUUUGAAUUCGUGUGAAAAUGGCGGUAUUUGUCAAGAGCUAUCAGGUGGAGGAUACGAGUGUUUAUGCAAGGCUGGUUGGGUUGGUAAUAACUGUGAAGAGUCCUACAAUGAGUGCUUAAGCGGCCCUUGCUUAAAUGGAGCUCAGUGUAUUGACGGUCACCUAACAUACACUUGUGAAUGCAGUUUGGGCUAUACCGGCUCAAACUGCGAGAUAGAUAUAUACGAGUGUGGCUCAAAUCCUUGUCUUAAUGGAGCAUUUUGCAUUGACCUUGUAGCUGAUUAUUACUGUUACUGUGCUACAGGUUUCUUUGGUGAUCACUGUGAGUUCAGACUCAACAGCUGUGACAUUUUUCCAUGUCAGAAUAAUGCCACUUGCUCCAAUACGGUCCCGACUGGUUACCAAUGUGCCUGCCCUCCUGGGUACACCGGUACGAACUGUCAAACUAACAUUGAUGACUGUGCUUCUUCACCGUGCAGUAAUAACUCAACCUGCAUUGAUCUGGUGGAUGGAUACAUGUGUGAUUGCAGUCCUGGUUUUGAAGGAUUCAAUUGUACUAUUGAUAUAGAUGAAUGCUCAUCUUCACCUUGUUUCUAUUCUGGUACCUGUAUAGACCAGGUUAAUGGCUUCCACUGCCUCUGUCUUGAAGGUUUGCUUGGCACAAGAUGUGAAGUAGCCCUUGCUAACUGUCCCUCUCUUCCAUGUUCUUCUUUUGCUACUUGCAAUGAGCUAAUAAUUGGAGGGUACGAGUGUUUAUGCCCACCUGGUUAUACAGGCAGUCAAUGCUCCCUUGAUAUAAAUGAGUGCUUGCUUCCUCCAUGUCAAUUUGGUGGCAAUUGUACUAAUUUUGAUGGCGGGUAUAAUUGCUCUUGCUCUCCUGGAACUACUGGCAAAAACUGUGAUAUUAAUUUAGAUGAUUGUGAUUCUUUGCCAUGUCAAAAUGCUGGAACAUGUACUGACCUAAUAAACGGCUACCAAUGUCACUGCCCUGUUGAUCACACUGGUCAAAAUUGUGAGCUAACGAUCGAUGAUUGUCUUUCGUCUCCUUGUCAAAAUGGAGGAAACUGCACUGAUUUGAUUGGUGACUUUUCCUGUCUUUGCCUUGGCGACCACACUGGGUAUACUUGUGAUACGAAACUCGAUGUUUGUGCUGAACUAGCUCCUUGUCAUAAUGGAGCUCCAUGUCAUUCGAUCAAUAGUUCCUCUUACUCGAUUUUAGAUUAUUAUUAUUGUGAUUGCCUGCCUGGCUACACUGGGACUAACUGCUCUAUCAAUAUCAAUGAGUGUUCUCCUUCUCCUUGUAUUAAUGGCGGUAACUGCACUGAUGGUAUUAAUAGCUACAGCUGCUCCUGUCCUGCUGGUAUCACUGGUACUAACUGUCAGUUUUUAGAUUCAUUCACUGUUGCUAGUGAUGAAGGGUAUAUCUCACUCCCUGGGCUGAGUGUUGGAUCUAAUGGGUCCAUUCAUGUUAGCUUCUCAUUUGCUACUACACUCUCCAGUGGAGUCCUGCUCUAUCAAGGAGGAGUCAUCACAAACUCUUAUCUUGGUGACUUCCUAUCUCUUGAGCUAGUCAGUGGUGGAUCUUUACUCCUUAAGUAUGAAACAGGUGGCGGGCUCAGCCCUAUGAAGACAGCUGUAAUAGGACGUGAUACAAAUGAUGGAGAGGUCCAUCAUGUCGCCAUUAGCAUAACAAGCAAUGGCACUGCCAUGUUACUUGAUAACGGACUCAACUGUACGACUGGUCCCAGCUGUUACGCAGAAAUACAAGCAACUCCUCCAUCUCUCCCUCUCUUCUCUGGCCCAUUGUACUUAGCUGGUGUUGAGAUACAGAAUAACACACAGUUUCAUUUGGAAAGAACAACAUCUCUUAUCUGCUCAUUUUAUUCCAUUCGUAUCAAUCAUAGCCCCAUUGAAUACCAGUCAGUAAUGAAGAGUUCAUUCAUAGAUUUAGGUUCUACAAGAACUGGUGGUAGUCUGUGUACAACUGAUAUUUGCAAUAAUAACCAGCAGUGCAUUGAUUUAUGGGUCGGCACUACUUGUCAAUGUGCUUUGGGAUAUUCUGGUGAUUUCUGCGAGAGAUUAAGUACUGUGCAUUUAAUAGAGAGUUCAGGACUUCAAUUUCAUGGUAUUACUGAUAAUAUCAUUGGAUUUGAAUUUACUGUACAGACUGACUUUGGAUUUCUACUAAGCAUUAACCAAGUUAACAGUACUGAUAGUGUCAUGGUAACUUUAGACGGUCUCUAUCUCACUUUACAUUUCAUCAAAGAAGACAGUAUAAUCCUCAGCUCUCAUACAGUCCAGCCAUUAAACGAUGGGAACUGGUUCAGAGUAACCAUAAACCUACAGAAUAACUUCACUGAGCUCUUAGUCCAAGGAAAUGGAAGUAUAUGUUACAGCUUUGGCUGCACUAUAACUGCUAACCAUCCACCACUCUUCUCUCUCUCUCCUCCUCUCUCUCUAACGUUUGGUAACGCCCCAGCUGUUUUAAAUUCAACCAAAGCCCUCUUGAACCAAUUCCUAUUCACAAACGGAGUGAAUGGCUGUCUAAGAGAUGUAAGAUUUAAUGGUAGAGCUCAGGAUAUUCAGAGUGGUCUCCUGGGCUCAUUCCCAGCUCAGCCUGGGUGUCCACGUGAAGAGUAUUGCAUUCCUAGUCCUUGUGGUAAUGAUGGACUCUGUGUUGCAAGUUGGAAUGGAUACUCUUGUCAAUGUGGAGUAGAUUAUGAGGGACAUAACUGUACUGAAGGUGCAGCCUCAACAGUUACUGGAGACAGCAGUUACAUUGCUAUUAAUGUUAAUUCUCAAUUACUAGUCAUUGGAGAUGAAGGAUCUCUUGAUGUACGUACUGCUGAUAGAGACGGGAUCCUGUUUGUAGCAGUGUGGCCAUCAGCAGUUUUGUAUAGGGACUUUGUUUCCAUUGAAAUGAUAAAUGGAAGUCUUCACAUGAGAGCAUCAAUAGGAGGAAAUCAUACCUCCCUCUCCCAUCCAAGCCUUAUCUCUGACAGCAGAUCACAUAUGAUCAAAUGGUCAAUAUCAUCUCACAAUACGACCCACACUAGCAUCAGCAUUGAUGCUAACAACCAUCUCAUCUCUUCACUCUUCUCUCAGUCCUACUCCAGACCUCAAUCCGAUGCUAUUAAUAUUAAUUUAGGAGGUGUGGCUGACCCCACCUCUCUUCCUGAUAGUGUUUCGCUCAGUAAAGACUACAUAAGGGCCUGCAUUGAUUCAUUAAUCCUCUCUGAUGAUCAUAUAUCAUUAUAUAACAAUACACAGGCUUUAUCUCUUACAAGAAUCAACGUAACUAGUGGGUGUGGUUUAACAAGCCUAUGCUCCGCCCUUCCAUGUUCCCCCAAUGCUACAUGCAUGGACGGGACCUUUGACAGCUUUACAUGUACAUGUCAAGCUGGUUUUACCGGUCAGACGUGUCACGAUGACAUCAAUGAGUGUCUUCCUGAACCUUGUGGGAAUGGAGGCACAUGCAUCAAUGAGAUAGCAUCCUUUACAUGUAUCUGUCUACUUCCUUACAAUGGAACAUACUGUGAAACACGAUUGAAUCCCUGCCAGCCUAACCAAUGCAUCAAUGGAUCCUGUAUUGAUCACAAUAACAAUACAUAUAGCUGUGCCUGUCAGUCCGGUUUUACUGGUUCCAAUUGCGAGCAUGAAAUCGACGAGUGUCUUUCCAGCCCAUGCUACAACAAUGGCACCUGCAUUGAUGUCAUAUCUGAUUUUAUCUGUACCUGCGUACCAGGGUUCACCGGUCACCAGUGUCUCACCAAUGUCAAUGACUGUAUGCCUAAUUCUUGUUACAAUGGUGGGACUUGUAACGAUGGCGUUAACUUCUUCUCUUGUAGCUGUCCUGAAGGUUUUGAUGGCGAUCAAUGUGAGGUAGACAUUGAUGUGUGUAACAAGAGCAGCUGCUCUAAUAAUGGAACUUGUCUUGAAGGAUAUGGGCCAUCCUUUACUUGUCUUUGUCAAACAGGUUUUACUGGUCAGCUCUGUGAGAGUGAGGUACCUCCUUGUGAUCUGAUGCCGUGUGAACACAAUGGUAAUUGUACUAACCUGAUGCUAGCUGGUAGUGGAUCUGGUCUGAUGUCACUCAACUCUUAUCAAUGUGAUUGUACUGAUGGUUAUAAAGGAGUCAAUUGUGAGCUUGUUGAUCAGUGCUUUCCCAAUCCUUGUAAUAAUUCCGGCUCUUGUUUACCGGUUGAUGAUACCUAUCGCUGCGUGUGUCCUCAGACGUACACUGGUGAACGGUGUGAGACCGCGGUCGACCCAUGUACCCUCUUGGAUGAUGACUAUUGUAACAACGGUACAUGUAUAUCCCUGGGGCUUGGUUUAAGCGUUAGUUGUGAAUGUACAGCAGGGUUCACAGGAACUAACUGUGAAUCUGACAUAAAUGAAUGUUUAUCUAAUCCUUGUCAUCAUGACUCCACCUGUGAAGAUCUAAUAAAUGGAUUCGUAUGUCACUGUCCAGCUGGUUUCACCGGAGUCCUCUGUAAUACUAAUAUAGAUGAUUGUGGGUCUAAUCCUUGCUAUGGAGAGUCCACAUGUGAAGAUACUAUUAAUGGAUUUAUUUGUCAUUGUCCGGCUGGUUUCACGGGCCCCUUAUGCAGUAACCCUAUCAGUUAUUGCCAGUUGAUUCCUUGUCUUAAUAACGGGACCUGUAUUAAUGAGGAAUUUAUAGGCUCGGGAUUUGGGUCUGGUAAUAUUGGUGUCAGGGGCUCCUGUGUAUGCCCCCCGGGGUUCACUGGUCCUCUAUGUGAGAUAGAAUCACCUUGCUAUACCAAUCCAUGCAGAAAUGGUGGCUCUUGUUUCGAAGAAAGUGAUAACUAUACUUGCAGCUGUCCUCCAUUAUAUACUGGGACGGAAUGCCAAGACGAGAUUAAUCCUUGUCUUAAUAUAGACUGUACUAAUGGUUCUUGUCUGCUCAUGAAUGGUGUACCAGUAUGCGUGUGUGACCAUGGCUACACUGGACAAUACUGUCAGACUAAUAUCGAUGACUGCUCCUCUUCUCCUUGUCAUAGUGAUGCUACAUGUAUAGAUGGGGUAGGCCAAUUCUCCUGCGAAUGCUCUCCUGGUUACAUUGGUGACACGUGUGAACAGAUAGACUUCUGCUACCCUAAUCCAUGUAUCAAUAAGGGUAUAUGUAGUUUAGGCAAUGAUUCAUUCACAUGUACGUGUACUGGUAAUUACACUGGCCUGCUCUGUGAGACUCUUAUCGACUACUGUAAUAAUUCUAAUCUCCUCUCUUGUAAAAAUGAUGGAGUGUGUCUUAACACACCUGAUGGGCCUAUGUGCAACUGCAGUGAAGGAUUGGCUGGUAGAGAUUGUUCGGUAGACAUUCUGAACAGCUGCUCUUCAAAUCCUUGUGGUCUGAAUGGUCUGUGUAUGGAUCUACCUAUUGAUUAUAAGUGUUAUUGUCUACCGGAUUACACUGGUGAUAACUGUGAGAGUGUCAUCGAUGACUGUCUUUACAGUAAUUGUACCAACAACUCAACCUGUGUGGAUGGGAUUGGUAAUUACACUUGUGAGUGUUCUAUUGAUUUUGAUGGCCAAUAUUGUGAAGAGAUUGUCGAUCAUUGCGAUGAAGUUGAGUGUCUAAAUGGUGGUACUUGUCAAUCAGUAGCAGGUGGAUAUUACUAUUGUCUAUGUAAUGAGUUUUAUAAUGGAACUAACUGUGAGAAUAGGAUUGAUCCCUGUCUAUCUCUUCCUUGUAAAAAUGGAGCCACUUGUCACGUAAAUGAGGACAAUUCGUACCAGUGUUCCUGUCCAUUAGAUUACACUGGUACAAACUGUGAGACAUUGGUUGAUUGUAGCCACGUUGGUUGUCUCAAUAACGGUACCUGUAACACGUCUCUGUCUCCACCCACCUGUCAGUGUAUCCAAGGCUACAACGGCUCUGCUUGUGAGCAUAACAUUGAUGACUGUCAGCCUGAUGAUGUAUGUAAGUAUGGUAACUGCACUGAUGGCGUGAAUGAUUUUACAUGCGUCUGUGAUCCUGACUACACUGGUCAAUAUUGUGACACACCAGUACACGGUUGUAUAGAGUCUCCCUGCAUUAAUAACUCCACCUGUCUACCAUCAGAAUCUAACUUUACCUGCGUAUGUCAACUGGGGUACACUGGACAAUUUUGUGAGAUGAUGGUCGACCCAUGUGACUCUCAACCCUGCACUAACAAUGGUACCUGUGUCUCUAAUGGUAGCUUGGCCUUUACCUGUGACUGCUCCGAUGGCUAUUAUGGAGAAUUGUGUGAAUUUGAGGAUUAUUGCUUCGAUAAUAAUUUAUGCUCUAAUGGUGGAACUUGUUAUAAUAAUCAAACAAGAAUGAGUCCAGGUUGUAUGUGUCCUCCUGGUCUAACUGGAGACUAUUGUACAGAUCCUGUUAAUGAUCCGUGUCUCUCUGGCCCUUGUGGUAAUGGGACAUGCUCUCUCGUUGAUCUCCAUGGUAACUACUCCUGCGACUGUUCCCAUGGUUAUUAUGGUGGUAACUGUCAGCUAAUGGAUGAGUGUGCCCUGUUUGUCAACGAUGAAUUGUGUUAUAAUAAUGGAUCCUGUGUUGAUACCAAUGAUGGGUAUUAUUGUGAUUGUUCUCUUGGAUUCACUGGGUCUUCAUGUGAAACUGACAUUGAUGAGUGCUCUGAUGAUCCUUGCAAUAAUGGAGCAACGUGUUUUGAGAGUUCUACAGACUCUUCUCUCUCCCCUGGAGACUUUCUCUGCUUAUGCCCACCAUAUUAUACUGGUCUAACUUGCAAUACUUCUUUAUCUCCCUGCCUCUCUUUGCCAUGUCACAAUAAUGGUACAUGCACUGACAACAGUGAUGGAUAUCAAUGCACUUGUCUCCUAAACUACACUGGAGAGAACUGUGACAUAGAGCAGGAUCCAUGUGACCUCUUACUGUGUCAAAAUAAUGCUACAUGCAUCAGCAAUGAUGAUACUUACAGCUGCUCGUGCUCUUUUGGUUACACUGGGUAUCAUUGUAAUGAAAUCAUUGAUGUUUGUGAUCCUGAUCCGUGUCUUAACGGAGGAUUCUGUGUUGAUAGUAAUACGUCAUUAUCUGAGAUAUUAGCCUCAGGAGUAGUCACCAUACCGCCAGAUCAAGAUGAGCAGUAUCUUAGUAAUUAUAUCGGGGCACGUCUUCCACCUUUUGGUGAGUUCUUAUGUCUCUGUCAGCUCAAUUACAGUGGUGAUGCCUGUCAAGUGUAUGAGCCUAACAAUACAUUCGCUUGUGAAGUUAAUCCGUGUCAGAAUAAUGCCACCUGCCAAUACUUCAAUGAGACCACAAUAUGUCUGUGUCCUCCGCUAAAAAUGGGCAACUACUGUCAAUUUGAUUUCAUCGUAGACCCUCCUUGUCCCUGCUUGAAUAAUGGCACAUGUAACGAGGGCUUUGAGAAUGAUCCUUUGAUCGUUUGUAACUGCCUUGAAGGAUACACUGGCCAAUAUUGUGAGACUGUCAUAGGCUCUACUUGUAAUAACAGUCUCUGUCAAAAUGGCGGGACAUGCUCUGGAAAUGAGACUGAUUUCACCUGUCAGUGUUUGGCUCAGUUUACCGGUCAAUAUUGCGAGCUGUAUAUUGAUCCUUGUGAUCCUGACGAAUGUCAGAAUAAUUCCACCUGUAUCGACACAUUCGGCUCCUUUUAUUGCGACUGCCCUCCGCUUUAUACUGGAGAAUAUUGCGAAGAGUUUAUCGAUGCAUGUCAACCUAACCCUUGUCUUAAUGAUGGGAACUGUACAGGAGAUGGUAAUGGAUAUACCUGUAUGUGUCCAAUAGGCUAUAGUGGAAUGAACUGUAGUAAUAGCCAUGUAUGUAUCAGCUCUUCUCCUUGUCUAAAUGGAGCCACUUGUCUCAUACAAGAUGAAACGUACAGCUGCUUGUGUCCUCCUUCAUUCACUGGUAGGAACUGCAGUGUUAAUAUAACUGAGGUCUGUCAGAACUCUCCCUGUCAAAAUGGCGGGUCUUGUAUCGCAGGUGAGGUUGGAUACAGCUGCAUGUGUAGCCCUGGUUAUACAGGAGAGAAUUGUGAAGAGGAGCUCACAGACCCGUGUAUAUUCGAGCCUUGCUUUAAUGAAGGAACAUGCUCCAGUAACAAUGACAGUAAUACUUAUACCUGCACUUGUCCUAAUGGAGUAACUGGUGAUGACUGUGAGACUGAUAUUAAUGAGUGCUCUCCUGAUCCUUGUCUUAACGGCGGAUAUUGUGUUGAGAGUGGUACUAAUGUGACUGAUAUUGUAGGAGGAGCUGAAGCUCUACUGCCUCCUUUCGGUGAAUACUCUUGUAACUGUCUUCCGGAAUAUUCCGGCAUGAACUGCUCCUUCUCCAUUGCUUGUUAUUCUGCUCCCUGCAUGAAUGGAGCAACUUGUCUCUCUGGCGUAGGAGGACAGCCUGUUUGUGUCUGUUUAAAAGGAUUCACUGGCUCCUUCUGUGAAGAAGACAUCAACGAAUGCGACACCAUAACCUGCUCCAAUAAUGGAACCUGCAUUGAAAGCGGUACCAACAUAACACAAUUAUUUUCAGAAUUAUCUCUAGAAAAUUACAAUAUUAAUGACAUAGGAGCCUAUCCUUUACCCGGAGACUUUACGUGCCUAUGUCCUACUGGUUUUGCUGGUGUACAGUGUGAGUAUGAUGAUCUAUGUCUCUCUAGUCCAUGUCAGAAUAACGCUAGUUGUUCUGUGGUUAGUAGCAUUGAGUUCUCUUGCUCGUGUAGCCCUGGUUAUACUGGUGACCUCUGUCAGACUGAUAUAGAUGAAUGCAGUGAAUUGAAUCUUUGUUUGAAUGAAGGAGUAUGCAUAGAGAGCAGUGAUACAUUAGAAGGACUAAUAAGUGAAGGAUUGUUACCAGCUGGGUAUAAUUCAACGCUACCAUUUGUACCUCCUGGUGAAUAUGCUUGCCUAUGUACUCCCUCUUAUGCCGGUGUUAAUUGUGAGAUAUUAAUAAGCUGUGACCCUAAUCCUUGCCAUAAUAAUGACACCUGCUUUACCGAUGGACUCACUGGCGUGAUCUGCUUAUGUUCAUUAGGUUAUACAGGUCAAUUGUGUGAAACGGACAUCAACGAAUGCUCCUCCUCUCCUUGUCAGAAUAACGGCUCUUGCUACGAGAGUAGCUCUGCCCUUUUACCAUUUGAAAACUACACUCUACCCGCCCCUGGACAGUUUGUCUGUUUCUGCUCUGAGGGGUACUUGGGUCCAUUAUGUGAGACGAUGGAGCCGUGCUACAUUAACCAAUGUCUCAACGGUGGUACAUGUAUACCCAAUAUUAUUAAUAAUAAUUUCACUUGUUCUUGUUCCGAUCUUUAUGAUGGACGAUUGUGUGAAUUAAAUGCAACCAUGGCCCCCUGUACCAUGUUCCCAUGUCAAAACGGUGGUACCUGCAUAGACUAUGAUUCACCGUUAUCUCUUGUUAUAUUCCACAAUGUAACCAAUGCACUAGAGCAGGAGGAGUUUGUGUGUAUAUGUCCAAUGGAGUAUACAGGAAUGACUUGUGAUAGUCCAGUUAGUCCAUGCUCUCCCUCACCAUGUCUUAAUGAUGCUCAGUGUAGUAUAGUUGAUGAUGAAGAAGGAACUUAUAACUGUACUUGUCUACCUGGUUAUACUGGGACUAAUUGUGAGGUUGAUAUUGAUGAAUGUGCUGAAUCUCCUUGUGUUAAUAAUGGCACAUGUACCGACCUCAUAAAUGACUAUAGCUGUGACUACUCUUGUAUGUGUUCACCAGGUACUACAGGGGAUCACUGUCAAACUGAUAUUGAUGAAUGCGCUGAGACUAAUACGACUAUUUGUAAUAAUGGAACGUGUCAGAAUGAGUUUGGUGGUUACACCUGUAAUUGUUUCAGAGGUUAUACUGGAGUGGAUUGUCUCAUUGUGGAGCCUAUUGAUGAUGAUGAAGACACUUCUCGUCUUUCUAUUAUAAUAUUAGCUGUUGUUGUUUUUGUGUUGUUGUUGUUUCUUGUUGUUGUUGUUGUUGUCGUUGGUCUGAGGAUUGUAAGGAGGAAGAGUAGGAGAAAAGGGUUUUAUUCACCAGCUGCUGUAGAGAGGGAGUCUGAAGGAACAGGUGGCCAACGUACUGAUAGAGAAAGACUAUUAUAACUUACAUUAUUUAUUAAUAAUUAUUUUGUCAUUUUCUUCUUAAUACAGCAUUAUUGUCACUUAUAA
Molecule: messenger RNA, 11393 nt
Organism: Amphimedon queenslandica
Lineage: Eukaryota; Metazoa; Porifera; Demospongiae; Haplosclerida; Niphatidae
Product: fibrillin-1-like
Exons: 7
Coding region: 69-11327 (3752 amino acids)
Molecular function (GO): calcium ion binding
Source: RefSeq, a predicted model, not a curated record